AUGGCCGACAACCAAGGCGGAGGAGGCCGAGGUCGUGGAAGGCGUCAGAACCGCGAUAUGGGAAGGGCUGCCUUCAGCCGGCAAGCGAUAGAUAAACGCGAGCGGCAAGAGCGACAGAACGAGGCCAAGCGUCGCAAGAUUGAGAAUGGCGAGGAGCUUACAGCCCCAAUCUACGCGACCCAGUUCUCAAAGGAGGAAAUCGAGGGCGAAGCGCGUCGUCCUAAGAAGAAGGCGGCCAUCUUGAUGGGAUACUCUGGCACUGGAUACUUUGGCAUGCAAUUAAACGAGAACCAAAAGACCAUCGAGGGUGACCUGUUCGCUGCUCUGGUCGCUGCCGGCGCCAUCUCGAAAGCUAAUGCUGAGGACCCCAAGAAGUCGUCGUUUGUUCGCUGCGCUCGGACGGAUAAGGGUGUGCAUGCCGCAGGAAAUGUCGUGUCAUUGAAAAUGAUUAUGGAGGACCCCGAUAUUGUCGACAAGAUCAACGAGAAGCUGAGCCCCCAGAUCCGUGUGUGGGGUAUCGAACAGACUACUAGCGGCUUCAGCUGCUACCAGCUGUGUGACUCCCGCGUUUACGAAUACCUGAUGCCAAGUCACUGCCUUCUGCCCCCUCAUCCCAGUACCCAUCUCGGCCGGAAGAUUGUGGAAUUGGCCGAGAAGACGGGUGAACUGGAUGUCGUCAAGGCGCGACAGGAAGAGGUCGCCGGCUUUUGGGAGGAGGUGGAUAAGACCUACAUCAAGCCCAUUCUGGAUGGUGUUCCGGAGGACAUCCGCGCCAUUGUGGAAAAGGCUCUCUAUUGGUACGAUCCGGCGCAGGGUGAGAUAGACCCCGAAAACGCAUCUGAAGCCCCUGCGCCUGCGCCUGAGCCUGAAAACGUCGAAGAACCAGCACAGGACCAAGCGGCCGACGAAAAUAAGCCCUUCCAGAUGGGUCCCCGACAGAAGCUGAUCAGCGACACCACCAAGGCUAUCAAGGCGGCUUAUAUCAAGGCCAGGAGAGCCUAUCGCGUUCCUCAGGCCCGCAUUACACGUCUGCAAGAGUGCCUGAGCCGUUACGAAGGCACCAAGAACUACCACAACUACACCAUCCAGAAGACUUUCAAGGAUCCAUCUGCCAAGCGUCACAUCAAGUCUUUCAAGGUGAACCCAGAGCCCGUGGUCAUCAACGGAACUGAGUGGCUCAGCCUAAAGGUCCACGGCCAGAGUUUCAUGAUGCACCAGAUCCGAAAGAUGGUCGCCAUGUCGACCCUUGUUGUUCGUGCUGGUUGUACACCUGACCGGAUCAAUGAUAGCUAUGGCCCUGAACGUAUUGCCAUUCCCAAGGCCCCUGGUCUGGGUCUGUUGCUCGAGCGUCCCAUCUUCGAAAACUACAACACCAAAGCCGUGGGCCUGGGUCGUGAGCCCAUUAACUUCGACAAGUAUGCCACGGCCAUGAACGAGUUCAAACAGCGGGAAAUCUAUGACCGGAUUUUCCGCGAGGAAGAGGAGACUGCGGCGUUCGGCAAUUUCUUCAACCACAUUGAUCAUUUCCCGCAAGAAUUCUUCCUCUAUGUUACCUCCGGUGGUAUCGAGGCGGCCAAACUUGUCGCUGCGCCCACUGCCGACACUGAAAGCCCGAAGGAUUCUUCCCGUCAGAAGGUGGACAACUCUCAGAAGGAUGUUCUCGCUGCCGUCGAGUCGGAAGAUGAAGGAACGGCCCCUGAUGCGAAGGAGGGUAACUAA
Messenger RNA from Penicillium argentinense, 1719 nucleotides. Its product is annotated as pseudouridine synthase PUS2. The transcript is spliced from 4 exons. Lineage: Eukaryota; Fungi; Ascomycota; Eurotiomycetes; Eurotiales; Aspergillaceae. Gene Ontology annotation, cellular component: nucleus. The record is from RefSeq and is a predicted model, not a curated record. Gene Ontology annotation, biological process: tRNA pseudouridine synthesis; mRNA pseudouridine synthesis. Gene Ontology annotation, molecular function: pseudouridine synthase activity; RNA binding. The coding region runs from base 1 to 1719 and encodes 572 amino acids.